UAAAUAUCAAUCGAGAGAGAAAAAAUUGUUUAGAGAGAGAGAGAGAUCUUCGAGCCAGCGACACAGUAUUGUUAAUCGAUCGUCGCCGAGAAAAGACGUAAGCAAUGUCUAACGAGCACAAGAAAAGACUCGAGUCAAGGUUAGAGUGGGAAGGUUUCAUCGAGACGAAGAUCAAAAGUGAUGGAAAUUGCCAGUUUAGCUCCUUAGCUGAUCAGCUCUUCAGGUGCCCCGAGUAUCAUGAGAAAGUUCGAGAAAGAAUAGUUAAACAGCUUAAAACUUGUCCAAAAAUUUAUAGAGAGUUUGUUGAGAUGGACUCGAGUAAAAAAAGAGCAAACGAUCUUCCCAAAGACUACUCCGAGUAUGUCAAGAACAUGUCCAAAAGCGGCGUGUGGGGUGAUAGCGUUACGUUGCAGGCUGCUGCUGAUACGUUUGGGGUGAAGAUAGUAGUCAUUACGUCAGAGAAAGAAGUACCUUCCAUGGAGAUUGUUCCCAAGUCUUUGACGCUCGAGAGAGUUGUUUACUUGAGCCAUUUGGUUGGGGUCCAUUACAACUCCAUCUACUUAAAAGGUUCAGAGACAGAUAUUGCUCCCAUGGAGCUUCCGGGGAAGAGUAAGAAUAAGAGUGAGAAUGACAAGGAGACACAAGGGAGGAAUGAGAAUGACAAGCACAAGCACAACGAGAAGAAGAAGAAUGACAGAAGCAAAGGUAAGAAGAAAUAGCAACAUGGAGGAGGUCUAUUAGUACUACCACUACCAGAUACCUUACUAUUCCCCUGAGUUGUUUCAAACGCAAAUAUCUACAUUUGUGCUUGUUGUUUCAUUUGGGAAACAUAUAUGCUAAGAAGUUAGAGCCUAACUUUGUUGCUUUGACAGUUGAGAGCAUAAUAAACUUUGUCAUCUUCAAAAGCCAAUUUAUUGGAACCUUAAAGAAACAAAUAGCUUGAAUGAUCCAUCAUUAUUCAUUA
This is a messenger RNA of Brassica napus (rape), 964 nucleotides long. Its product is annotated as OVARIAN TUMOR DOMAIN-containing deubiquitinating enzyme 10. The record is from RefSeq and is a predicted model, not a curated record. NCBI's taxonomy places the organism in Eukaryota, Viridiplantae, Streptophyta, Magnoliopsida, Brassicales, Brassicaceae. Gene Ontology annotation, biological process: protein deubiquitination. Gene Ontology annotation, molecular function: cysteine-type deubiquitinase activity. The transcript is spliced from 6 exons. The coding region runs from base 105 to 719 and encodes 204 amino acids.